AUGGCUCGAACACAUCGCAAGAUGAAAGGCGAAGUCACGUACUCCUGGGCCAGAGAAGAAGAAACCAACAUCCUCAUUGCCCUCGAAUACCACCCAAAACCCGUGAAGCUGUUCGCGCACCUUCGCCAGAACAUCCCCUUCAUCCAACAAGCCUCUGCUCACCAUUUAGGGCUCCAUGCGCAUUUAUGCCAGGUCGGCGACAUGAAAACUUGGCGGCCUGGGAGCUUCAAUGUCUGCGUGCCGAUAGUUGUUGGCAAAUGCCAAUCGAAACGCAUGCUGAUGCGAUUUCCUCUGUUGCAUCGAGUCGGCGAAUCUUUCCUUCAUCUCUCGACAUCCCAGCAGCCUCAACCUCACCACUCGCACUGCUCAACCAUGGAUCACCCACAGCCAACAGCCCUCUUCUCUUUGCCAAACGAAUUGCUCGAUCAUAUUCUUUCGUUUCUAUCCCCCAAUACCUCGCCGUCCCGUCACAAUCUUCGUGAAAUCCCCGACCACAACAUCUCCGCCUCGCCCACGAGCGACCUGAAGGCUGUUGCCCGCACGGCUUCACGGCUCCGCGCCUUGUCACGUCCCUUUUUGUUCGCCUACUCUCGCUAUGAGCUUCGGGACCAAGACCGGUUUCUAUUAUUUCUCCAGCGGUAUAGUCUAAGCCACCAUGUGCGGUCGCUUGUGAUAUCCGUACGCUCCAUCUUCCCCGGCAGCGAGAAGGCGUUCUGGUGGAGGCAGCUACUGGAACAAGUCGACCCGGAGACAAUCACACUGAUCGCACCGCCGUUUUUCCUUGCGGACAUCGCUCAGGUUAGCUUGGAAGGGACACAUGCGUGGGCGUUUGAUGUGCCACUGCAGAUCCUACAUUUUCGACAGCCACGCCGAAAACGCAUUCCUCGUAUGGGAUCCCCCGCGCAACCACCAACGCCCCCAGAGAAUCCCAUGUCCGAGUCCUUUUUCACCGUUCGGGCCUGGACUGAAAUCCUCUUCAACGAAGGUUCUUCCCUCAAAGCCUACCGGAACUAUGAGUACUAUCUUCUCCGCUUGCCGUCUCUGAUGGACCACUGGGGCUCAGUUGAUCCGCUUCAAAAUGCAACGCUGCCCUACCCAGUAUCGGUCAUUUCCCGCCUAACUUCCUUUCAAUACACCUCCAUAUUCCCAUUUUACAACCAUACCAACUUGGUGCUCAAAGUAAUCCGGAACAUGACAAACCUUCGGUACCUCAGUUUUCAACUAGCACCAUCGCUCCAAAACCUCCGUCGUGUCUUCUCGGAGGAGCAAGAAUUUGGAAGCUUGGAUCCCAACGAUCCCUGGAUGGAGUUGGAUACGGGUUACUCGCUGAUCUCUCAUUCUGUGAGAUAUCUAGGGGUGCAGGGAAAGCUUGAGCGGUUUCGGACGUGGGAUUUCGAGCUGGAAGCGCUAAAGGACGGCAUCGUCGCAAAGAUGAAUGGCCGGCUGCGCGGGCGCUGGAGGCAUGAUGGAACCGGGCUGUGGGUCAAGGACCUUUCUUUUCAGGCAGCCGCUGCGGAUGCGGAGAGCGACUGA
Messenger RNA from Uncinocarpus reesii 1704, 1533 nucleotides. RefSeq lists its product as uncharacterized. NCBI's taxonomy places the organism in Eukaryota, Fungi, Ascomycota, Eurotiomycetes, Onygenales, Onygenaceae. The record is from RefSeq and is a predicted model, not a curated record. The transcript is spliced from 2 exons. Bases 1 to 1533 code for a protein of 510 amino acids.